AGAUACGGUUACAAACUUAGUCCGUGUUUUAGCGAGUGCUGGAUGUCAGUAUUGUAACAAGAAGAACAAUGUUACAUGCUCUAACUGGUAUUGCUCAGAAGUGUUCACUGCAGAACUUGAUUUAACUGGAACUUUGACAUCAAAAGUGAACAAGUUAGCCGACAAUUUUUGUUCCUUCUGUGAAACCAAUGAUACGGCAUGCAUUGAUUUAUUCUGUUUACCAAAUAGACGUAUGGUAUCGUUAUCUGUACAAGCUAGAUGUAAUGUGUGUUCAUCACCAGGCAUUCAAUGCCAAGCAGACCCAGAAUGCUCAACCUCCAGUAAUAUACUAUCUGGCUCAGGUAGCCCCUCCUCCAGUAAAGUACAAUCAGGGUCAGAUGUACCAGCUGCAGCAAGUUUAGUAACCUGUAAAGGAAUUGGGAUGUUCGCGAAUCCUGCAAUGGAUAUAUGGUGUCAAAUUGUUUGUCCGCAAGGCUUUUGUCCACCCUCGCACUGUGAAUGUGGAAUAGUUAUCCAAACAACCAUACCAACUACGGAAAGUACCCAUUCUGAUUCAGGCGCAGAUUUGUAUUCUGCCAAUGCCAUGAAUGGUAUAAUGUGUUCAGUGUGUAACCAACAACCAAAAUAUUCAGACUGUUCUACGAAAUAUUGCAAUCUAUAUAAUCAGAAUUUAGAAGAACCACAAGAUUCUUUUAAUAAUAUAUUCAGCUACUCCCCAGAAAUGUUCUGCCAACUAGCAACUACCAAAGGGGAUAUAAAUUUACAGAAGAUCUUUUGUAAUGGUGAUCAUGCCGUCAUUCUAUCAGAGUUGAAAUCAGUCAUGUGUACAGCUUGUCAAAGUGUUGGUAAUGGAUCAGGAUGUGAUGCGUACUGUGUGUCUUAAUGUUUACUUUAAGAUAUUAAACACCAUUCAUAUUCAAGUAAAACAAUCGUUUUCUUUUCUUGAACUGGCUAGCAUAACAUAUAUUUUAGCUGCCAUAAGUGUUUAACGGUCUAAAGUUGUUAACUAACUUUGCUUUUAUAAGGGGAUAUCAAUAAAACAAACCUAUCUGCUAUUGUAUUGAAUAAGACAAAAAAGGACUUAACCAAAAGAAAUUCAAAUAAAGAUUUAAAAGUCUUUCCAUGUUUGGAAUUUCUUUUGGUUUCUUUUGUGUUUUUCUUUCUUGUGAUAUAUGUCUAAUAAAAGAAGGUAUUAAAUGAUAUUAUUUU
This is a messenger RNA of Mytilus trossulus (common blue mussel), 1209 nucleotides long. RefSeq lists its product as uncharacterized. NCBI's taxonomy places the organism in Eukaryota, Metazoa, Mollusca, Bivalvia, Mytilida, Mytilidae. The record is from RefSeq and is a predicted model, not a curated record. The transcript is spliced from 12 exons. Bases 233 to 883 code for a protein of 216 amino acids.